AUGAGAACUGAGGUUCUGGUCCAGUAUCGUAACCAGGAGGCGACGGACAUUGAGACGCAGCAGCAUCUUCGCAUCCAGACGCUGAGCCACACCUUUCCCGUCAUUCCAUCCUCCUCUUAUCAUCACCACCACGACCAGCAACCACAGGUGGCACUGGCACAGGGUCCGCCAACAACGCGUCCCGAUCUACCCACGACCACCUCAGCACCCCCCAUAACCAAAGACGACGCCAAGGGGAAGAACAUCUUCCAGCACGCCUUUGACGAAACCGUCUUCUUCGCCGGGGGGCUCAUCCCCCACCCGGUGGAAUCCACCCGCCACUACUCCAUCCUCCGCCACUCGCCCGCCCUAGUCUGGUACCGCGGCCCCUCCACCUCGGUAGCCAUCACCAUCUUCUCCGACCGGCCCCUCCCGCCCGACCGCUCCUUCUGGCUCCAGCGCAAGGGCUUCUCAGGCAGCACAGGCAUGGCGCUCAAGUCCAUGCUAGGCGCCACGACCUCCUGGCUCGACGUCACGCCCUCCACGCGCGCGUCGCCCGCCGACCUGCCCCCGAACGAUGAGCGGGGCUACCAGCGCGACAUUUCGCGGUUCCUCAAGAAGCACAAGGACAACAACGGCCGCCAGAUCGCCCGCGAGACGCACGUCAUCCGCAUCCCCGUCGCCGCCGAAGACGGCUACUUCCGCCUCGUCCUCUGCACCGGCGGGGGUGGAGACGGAACGGGCGGCGACCCACAACCUCCCGACAACAGCAGCACCAGCACCAGCACCAGCAGCACGGCAACGCGGCAAAAGACGGCGAGGAAGAAAUCCGUCCUCUGCCCCAGCCCCGUGUUCCGCGUCGCCAGCACCUCCUCCGACGCGAGCGUCUUCCGCGGCGCAGGCCUCCGCGCCAUGCCCCUCGAGAUCGGCGUCAAGGUCGGCUCCACCGUCGCCGCCAACGUCGUGAACCGGUACGUCGCCCCCGCGCGGCUCGCUGCCACGGCUGCCGCGGCGGGGGUCGCCAAGAAGGUCGAGCAGAAGGCCAUGAAGCGCAGCAAGCAGGUCGUCGCCUCGCGGGCCGUGGAGGUCGGGGUCGCCAAAGCCGGGUGGAAGACGGGGCUCGGCGCGCUGGAGGAGAGGUACGCGGGCGGAGGAGGCGGGACGGGGUACGCCCCGUUGGGGGGUGCGGCGGCGUGGGACGACAUGUCCUCGUCGUCGCCGCAGGCGCUUCCGCCGGAGGUUGUCGGGUCCGACGACGGGCCUGUCCGUCCUUUCCCCGUCAAGUUGUCCGGGACGGUGGGGCGCGGGACCGGACGCGGCGGGAUGGCGCUGGGGAUCCCGACGGCGAACCUGCAGAGCGUGACGCCUGAGGAUGUACCCCUGCGUAUGCGCGGCGUGUAUCUCGCCUGGGCUUGCGUGGUGCCCAGGCAGGGCCUACCGGAGUCCAUGUCGCACGCGUGGCACGAGGCCAUCGUCACGGCGGGACCGUCGCCGUAUGCCACGCCGGCGGUGGUGGCGGCGCGGAACGAAGUGACGGUGCAUUUCCUGCACGAGUUUGGUGGCGUCAUGUUCUACGAUGCGAAAGUCAAGGUGCUUGUCAUGGGCCAGCUUAGGAGGUCUGCGCCUUAUUCCAGCGGUCACACUGAAGGGGCCAUCGCGGCGUAUGCGGACGACGUGGUUGUCACGGUGGCGAGCCUGAGCCGCCCUAACUGGGGUCCCAUGGAGACCUGCGAGCGGUUGAAGACGCUGAAGAGCGAACGUUCCUUUACAGACAGGUACGUCGAUGCCAGGGAUAAGGUGCAGAAACAAGUGGACCGGAUCCCGCUGCACUGGGCUGGCGUCCGGACAGAGGGAGCCGCCAUGCGGGAUCAGGCGUUGGGAACAGGGGGGUUCUGGGUUCAGCGAUGA
This is a messenger RNA of Sodiomyces alkalinus F11, 1887 nucleotides long. RefSeq lists its product as hypothetical. Bases 1 to 1887 code for a protein of 628 amino acids. Gene Ontology annotation, molecular function: riboflavin kinase activity. The record is from RefSeq and is a predicted model, not a curated record. The transcript is spliced from 2 exons. NCBI's taxonomy places the organism in Eukaryota, Fungi, Ascomycota, Sordariomycetes, Glomerellales, Plectosphaerellaceae. Gene Ontology annotation, biological process: FMN biosynthetic process; riboflavin biosynthetic process. Gene Ontology annotation, cellular component: mitochondrion.